Symbiodinium sp. CCMP2592 is the source of this 1008-nucleotide messenger RNA. The record is from the annotation of a GenBank genome assembly. NCBI's taxonomy places the organism in Eukaryota, Dinophyceae, Suessiales, Symbiodiniaceae.
AUGCAACAGGGUCGGCCGGAACCAUGGAAUGCCGUGGUUGGCGGGGAGGCGGACGCGACGACUGUGUACCGGAUUGGCAAGGAUGACAUUGAUCGUUUGGAGUGCGUUUGCUGCUUCGACGUCUGCAGCGGCGCUCGCUGCAUCAUCAUCGGCCUCCCUGGCUUGUCGGGCCAGCGCUGCAUCGUCGGGAGGGUGGAGAAGAACCAGGCCGAGAGUUUCGCCGUGAUCUACGAUGCGAAGGGCUGCCGGCGGCAGGUGCACGUGGCGUGCCUGGCAGUGGACGACUGCCUGUCAUCUGGCCGCACAGCUCGCGGUGACCCCUGUCCUUCCAAGGGUGAGCGCCUAAGCCUUGGGCUGGGUGUGGCAAGCCUAGGGUGCGCCUGCGUGGUGAAGCAGGCCAUGGACGAGAUGUUUGUGGAGCAACUGGCAAUGCCUUUCGAUUGGCUGGUCUCCCGGGUAGAGGGCGUCCUCUACUUCUUCCGGCAUGGCUUCCGUGAUUUCACCCACUACGACGAUGCACAGGUCGUCGGGGAGCAUGGGUAUACCUCCUUCCGCUCUGCCUACCAUGCUUUCCCGCAUCACGACAUCUCCUCAGGAGCUCAAGUGUGGAUGGGUUGGUUUAGGUCCUUGAGGGCUUUAGGGCUUCGCGACUUUGCCUGCACCGAGGCCACCGCGCGGCCCCUGCUGUUGAUCCGCGUCUGUGCGCGCUCAGAAGAGCUGGACUCCAGCGAGGAGCUCUACGCUCAGCUGCGCCUUUUGGGUGGCCAGAAAGUCUUCCUGCUGGUUCCACGGCUUGGGAAAGUUUCAGUGUGCUUGGUAUGUGAAGUGCUCAAGGUCGUGAUCACGGAGCAGCGGCGAUUCCUCGGGGCUGUUCAGCACCUGCAGCUGAGCAACCUGAUCUUCUACGUAUGCAAGGAGGGCUGCCGAGACCUCACCGAUGCAGUGCGUUUUCCGGCUCGACUUCAAUCGGGGGCUGUUGUAACUGGGGCCCCCUCUUGCUGUAGCUGA